Messenger RNA from Paramormyrops kingsleyae, 5906 nucleotides. RefSeq names its product ATP-binding cassette, sub-family C (CFTR/MRP), member 3 (gene abcc3). The record is from RefSeq and is a predicted model, not a curated record. Lineage: Eukaryota; Metazoa; Chordata; Actinopteri; Osteoglossiformes; Mormyridae. Gene Ontology annotation, molecular function: ATP binding; ATP hydrolysis activity; ABC-type transporter activity. Gene Ontology annotation, biological process: transmembrane transport. Gene Ontology annotation, cellular component: membrane.
UCAGACGGCAACUAACUGAGGGGUGGGAAGGGAGUGGAACGGGGGCUGUGAAGAGCGCAUUUCAUGAAGGUUUAUAUGUUUUAUCUGUGUAUGUGCAAAACCCGAGGAGAGAUACUUUUAUUCGUAAUUCAAGGAUAAGGUGGAGCUCCGGUUUGACGUGCAAUGGAGGCUUUUUGCGGUUCAAAACUCUCACAUUUUUGGGAUUCUAACCGGACGCUGUACUGGGACACCCCCGACCUUACAGAAUGUUUUCAGAUGUCGGUUUUGUCAUGGAUUCCCUGUAUAUAUCUGUGGCUCACUUUUCCGUUCUACUUCCUGUAUCUCAAGAAAAACAACAAAGGAUACAUCAUGAUGUCACUGUUAAACCGAGUGAAAAUGAUUUUCGCCCUGGUAUUAUGGAUCGUGUGCUGGACCGAUCUCUUCGCCUCCUUUCACGAAAUGCAUCAGGGCACCCACAUUGCACCGAUAUUUUUUGUCACACCUUUGGUGGUCGGCAUGACGGUGCUUCUGGCCACCUUCUUGAUCCAGUAUGAGCGCCUGAGGGGGGUGCAGUCCUCUGGGGUGCUCUUCCUUUUCUGGUUCCUGUCCGUCUUGUGUGCCAUUGUGCCUUUUCGGUCCAAGAUUCUCCAGAUUUCCCUCAAGAACACGGUUGAGGACAAGCUGCGAUUCACCACAUUCUACAUUUAUUUUGGAUUGAUUGUGGUGCAGCUUAUUUUAUCCUGCUUUAAUGAGAAGCCCCCGCUGUUCUCCGGUGUGGUCACGGACCCCAAUCCAUGCCCAGAAUCCUCAGCUGGCUUCCUCUCAACCAUGACCUUCUGGUGGUUUACAAGUAUGGCUAUCAAAGGCUACAAGAAUCCGCUGGAGAACAAAGACCUUUGGUCCCUGAACAAGCAGGACAGCUCAGAGGUCAUCGUGCCGAAGCUGCUGAAGGAAUGGGAGGUGGAGCAGGACAAAGUCCAAAGGGAGGCUCAAGCCUCGUACUCCAAGUCCCCAUUGACCACGGAGGCCAACCACGUUGACAAACCCCAAGCGGAGGCAGAGGUGCUGCUGAUGGAGAAAGGCGAGGCCCAGCAGCCUUCCUUCCUGCGCUGCCUGCUCAAGGUGUUCGGCCCCUACUUUCUCAUCGGCUCUGCAUACAAGCUGCUGCAGGACCUCAUCACCUUCAUCAAUCCCGUGCUUCUCAGCCUGCUGAUCUCCUUCAUAGGCAAUCAGAAGAAGGGCGUCCCGUCUUGGUGGGGAUAUGCGCUUGCCUUCCUGAUGUUCUUCUGCGCCCUGCUGCAGACCCUUAUUCUGCACCAACACUUUCAGUACUGCUUUGUCACAGGGAUGAGACUGCGCACUGCCAUCGUUGGCGCCAUCUACAGGAAGUCUCUUGUGAUCACGAAUGCGGCCAAACGCUCCUCAACCGUAGGAGAGAUUGUCAACCUGAUGUCAGUGGAUGCUCAGCGCUUCAUGGACCUCACCACCUUCCUGAACAUGCUGUGGUCUGCUCCUCUGCAGAUCAUUCUCGCCCUGUAUUUCCUUUGGCAGAAUUUGGGUCCCUCUGUCCUCGCUGGUGUGGCCGUGAUGAUACUGUUGAUCCCCCUCAAUGCAGCCAUUGCCGUGAAGACUAGAGCAUUUCAGGUGGAGCAGAUGCAGUACAAAGACUCGCGCAUCAAGCUCAUGAAUGAGAUCCUGAAUGGCAUCAAGGUGCUGAAGCUGUACGCCUGGGAGAAUUCCUUCAAAGAGAAGGUUCUGGAUAUUCGGCAGAAGGAGCUCCAUGUGCUGCGCAAGAUGGCUUACCUUGGUGCUGUGUCUACUGUGGCCUGGACCAGUGCUCCUUUCCUGGUUGCCUUGACAACAUUUGCCGUUUAUGUGAUGGUGGACAAAAAUAAUGUUCUGGAUGCCGAGAAGGCCUUUGUGUCCCUGGCUUUGUUCAACAUCCUGAGGUUCCCCCUCAACAUGCUGCCGCAGGUCAUCAGCAGCGUCGUGCAGGCCAGCGUCUCUCUGAAGCGUAUUCAGCAUUUCCUGAGUCACGAUGAGUUGGACCUCGACAGUGUGGAUAGAAAGAACACAACUGCAGGUUUCGCUGUGACUGUCGUUAAUGGGAAAUUCUCUUGGGCGAAGAAUGAUCCCACAACCCUUCACAAUAUCAAUCUGAUGGUGCCACAAGGUUCUCUGCUGGCUGUGGUGGGCCAUGUGGGCUGUGGAAAGUCCUCGCUGGUGUCUGCCCUCCUGGGAGAGAUGGAGAAACUGGAGGGAGAGAUAUCCAUACGGGGCUCUGUGGCCUACGUCCCUCAGCAGGCCUGGAUUCAGAACGCCACUUUGAGGGAUAAUAUCUUGUUUGGCCAUGGGUACAAUGAGAGAAAGUACCGCUCUGUCCUGGACGCCUGUGCGCUGACGCCUGACCUAGAGGUUCUCCCGGGAGGUGACAUGACAGAAAUUGGAGAAAAGGGCAUCAACCUGUCUGGUGGGCAGCGGCAGCGUGUCAGCUUAGCCCGCGCUCUGUACAGCGACUCGGACGUGUACCUGCUGGAUGACCCCCUGUCUGCUGUGGAUGCGCACGUGGCCAAGCACAUCUUUGACAAGGUCAUCGGGCCUGAUGGAGCUCUCAGUGGCAAGACGAGAAUCCUGGUAACCCAUGGCAUCAGCUUCUUGCCCCAGGUGGACAACAUCCUGGUAAUUGUGGAUGGCAGGGUUUCUGAGGUGGGCUCCUACCAGCAUCUGCUGAAAGAGAAUGGGGCCUUUGCAGAGUUUCUUAGGAACUAUGCACUUGAAGAUAUCGUCGAAGAGGACGAAUCCUUAGUGGCACUAAUAGAAGAGGAUGAGGAAUCUUUCCCAGAAGAUGCCAUGAGCAACCAUAUAGAUAUGGUGGACAGCGCCCCUUCAGUCAAUGAAGCAAAGAGACAGUUUAUACGGCAGAUCAGCGUGAUAUCCACAGACUCAGAGAACACCAGGAAGAUGUCCAUCCGCACACGACGCCAGAGUGAGAGGAAGCACGUGGAGCCUCCUCCAGAAAAGAAGCGGGAGAUGGCGGAGAAGCUGAUCCAGGCAGAGACGGCGGAGACGGGCAGGGUGAAGUUAAAGGUGUUCUUGGAGUACAUCAAGGCUGUGGGGCCACUGCUGUCCCUUUUCAUCUGCUUCCUGUAUGGCUGCCAGAACGCUGCUGCCGUCGGAGCCAAUAUCUGGCUGAGCCAGUGGACCAACGACGCCCGGAACAACAAUACGGAGGCCUCCAGAGACAUGCGGGUGGGGGUGUACGCAGUGCUGGGCCUCUCUCAGGGUGUGCUGCUUCUGGGCAUCGCUAUACACUGCCGGGCCUACAGCAUGCUGAGGGCGGCCCGCGUCAUCCACCACAACAUGCUCCACGCCAUCCUGAGGGCCCCGCAGGCCUUUUUUGAAGCAACUCCCUCAGGGAGAGUUUUGAACCGCUUCAGCAAAGAUGUGGACACAAUAGAUUGUCUCAUUCCAGAGAAUAUUGAUAUUUGGAUGCGCACUUUCUGGUACACAGCAACCGUGCUGUUAAUAUGCUCUGCCCUCACCCCUAUCUUCUUCAUAGUCAUAGUGCCGUUAAUGCUGUUCUAUUGGUGGGUCCAGGUAAAUAGGAUUGUCGGCUAACUCAUUAAUACAGCAUGCCCCGUGUUGUGUUGUCGUAGUUUAUCACUGCUGUCCUAGUGUUGUAGUAGCUGUGUGGUUUGGUCAUUUAGAUGCUAGUGCGUUAACUUAGUAAAGUUGCAACUCCUUGGUUACUCAUGACUGUUCUUUGAUAACGCACCACCUGGACAGGCUUGAUAAAAUAACGAGAGAACGACUGUGGUCACAGAAAAGUCAUCUGUGACUUCAUUUGUAUUCUACAAAAGGGACGGCUACUGGACAUUGUCUUUUCCUUCUCAAAAACAGUAUCGAUUAUUUUGUCGUGAUUGACCCAUAGUAUUACUGUGAUCAAUGUGAUGAUACUGAUUUUGUUCACACAAAAUUUAAAUAUGAAAAGUAUACAAGCAGGUGGAUACUAAAGAACAGCAGUAUGCUCCAUUGAGGAGGGUUUAUGGCAGUUUUGUUUUUCUUUGUUACUAUCUGCUUUGAUUUUUCAAAUCAGCUAGUUAUUUCUUUCUGAGGAAUAUAUGGGUUUAUUUCAUUAGUCUGACAGGAGAUUAGUCAACACCUUUACCCAUUUGUCCUGUAACAAGUUGUCUUCUUCUGAAUCAGAUACUAAUAUCUUACAGUUCUCAUGGCAGUCAUCUGUAGUGGUUCAGAGCCUCCUCUUGUUUACUUGGCUAACCAAUCAGUCAUUCUUUGGCUUGUAGGAACUGCAGUCCCAUCACAUUUCAUCAAUAAUGAAAUUCAUUAAUUAAGUAGCAAUCUUUCUGGCAUUUACUGAACGAUUUCUCUGUAGUGAUCUUGGAAAUCCAUUCACUAAAAAUGUGAUUAUAAGUAGAAAGCCUUUGGAUAAGAGAACAGACCAGUAGCUGAAGAGCAAAUUUCCAAAACUCACUCAGUCCAUGGGAUGUUUUCAAGAAAAUUUCUGGAGACGUAGUUUUGGAAAUUUAACAAAAGCUUUUCAUUGGAUUGCACAAGGAAUGAGUGAGUUUGGUUCCCAAAUGCCCCAACAUAUGAUGACCAAGCUUUAGGCCUCUUGCAAUUUCAUCUCAAAUACAACAAAAAUGGACUGAGUGAGCUUUGGAAAUUUGCUCUUCAGUUGGAAAAGGUGUUUUUAUAAAUAUCAAGGUAGGAGGUAUAUGUAUCUGCUGGCUUUAAUCUGCAUAUGAUCAUUAUUUACUCAUUUAUUUAUUUAGUACCGCCAAAGGGUUUAAGAUUUAAUCUUUUAUGGAUUUUGUUUGGUAAUUCUAAUGGAUCAACAUGAUAAUUACAAAUUUUUGUCUAAGGGAGCUCCACCAUUAAUUUCUAUUAAGGGCAGUAGUUUCUAUAACAUCUAAUAAGCCUAUUAAUGAUGCAGCUAAUGCAUAUAUUGGAAGCUAUUUCAUAACUGACUCAAAACCAGCUGAACUUCCUCCAAGAGCAGGAUAAUCACAAUUGGUAAAUAUGUAUUUAUAUACUACAUUUGCAAUCCCACCUUCAACUGGAUCAUCAGAAUAGAAUUCAGACAGGUGGAUAGAAGCUUCUAACAAGGUUAGAAGCUUGUUCAUUAUGUCGGAACAUUGUCAUUCUGGUUUUGGGAUUCUAAUAACGAAGAUAUACAGGGAUCCAUUUUACCCCUCUACGCUCUAUCCUUGCUGUCACCCCAUAAAUGGAAAACAUCAUUCUAUUAACAAACCCUUUUAUCACUUUCAUUUCAUUCUUUCAAUCCUUUAACCUUUUAUGCUUUAUCUUUGCAUGAUUGCAUAAACCGCUAUUUGUGGGCUUUUUUCCUUUUGUAGUAAAGGGUGGCAUUCUGAAUAAUUGUUAGUGUUAAAAGAUAUUUAGUUAUUUACAUUUAUGACUGAACAAUGUAUUGCUUACAUGUUAAAAUAUUUCGAAAACCCAAACCAUACACUACAACAUUAAGACAGAAUUAAGUAAUAAUAACAUGAAACUUUUGUUUGGUAUUUAGAGGGAAAAAAAUCCAUCAUAAAAAUAUAAUAAUAUGUAAUAACUGAUUGUUUGAAAGUGUGGGGGUUUGAUACAUAAAACAUUUUGCAAAGUUUUAAUGACUACAUGUCAAAUAAGGUCAGUUCACAAUGUAAAUGAUUUAAAUUAAGAUGCAGCUGUUUUCUGAAUCUCCCCCAAUUGAUAUGUUCCUGUAAUAAUAUAUGGUUCAAUUGUAAUUUUCAUAUUUUCCUUCCAUAGAGAUUUUAUGUGGCCACAUCGCGGCAGCUAAAGCGGCUGGAGUCUGUCAGUAGGUCUCCGAUAUACUCUCACUUUUCUGAAACCAUCACGGGAACUAGUGUGAUCCGUGCAUUUGGGAGACACAGUGCCUUCAUACAGAUAAG